Messenger RNA from Physeter macrocephalus (sperm whale), 1470 nucleotides. RefSeq names its product serine/arginine repetitive matrix protein 1-like. Gene Ontology annotation, molecular function: guanyl-nucleotide exchange factor activity. The transcript has 4 exons. Gene Ontology annotation, biological process: activation of GTPase activity. Lineage: Eukaryota; Metazoa; Chordata; Mammalia; Artiodactyla; Physeteridae. Bases 1 to 1245 code for a protein of 414 amino acids. The record is from RefSeq and is a predicted model, not a curated record.
AUGCGCACGGACCGCCGGCGUCGCCAGCUGAAGCAGGUCAGGAGCGGACAUCCUCGAGGGUCCCUCGAGGCUGGGCCCGGAGCGACAGAGGCGGGGGUCUCCGGGCGGGUCCCUGUGAAGGACCUCAUAGGAUGCGCGGGGUGGGCAAGGCGGAAGUUCGAGGACGCGCCGGGCAGACGGUCACCUCGCCCCUACCUUCCAAGUUCGCCCCGCGAGCUGGAGGGAUCUGGCCAGACGGCGAGAAGGGGGCGGGAAGACGGAGGCGCAGCUCGCCGGCCCCCACGCAUCUUGCCCUCCUCGUCGCCCCUGCGCGGCGGGGCCGCGGCGGGGGAGGGAGGCAGUCGGCGCCCGCGGGCCCUGGGUCGCGCCCAAGGCCAGGCUCCCCCGCCCGGCUGCCGCCGGGCCUCGCCCCCGCCGCGCGCGCCCCACCCGCCUCCCCCGUUGCCGUGGCAACCCCGGGAGCCUCCAGGCGCGCGCAGGGGCGCCUGCUGGAGCUCUUGGCAGCGGCGGCGGCAGCGGCAGCUCCGGCUCCAGCUAAGCGCGCUGCGACCCCGCUCCGGAGCCCGCUCGUCGCCCCCCGCCCGGCUCCGGGCCCCCAGCGCGGUCCCCGACCCGGCCCCAGAGCCUGCCUGGCUGCCGGCCCCCAUGGAGCUGCUGGCCGCAGCCUUCAGCGCCGCCUGCGCCGUGGACCACGACAGCUCCACCUCGGAGAGCGACGCGCGCGACUCUGCGGCGGGACACCUCCCUGGCAGCGAGUCGUCCUCCACCCUGGGAAAUGAGACCACACCCGAGGAGUGCCCGGCCCUCGCCGACGGCCCCACCACGCUCACCGAGGCCCUGCAGAUGAUCCACCCCAUUCCCGCCGACUCCUGGAGGAACCUCAUCGAACAAAUAGGGCUCCUGUAUCAGGAAUACCGAGAUAAAUCAACUCUCCAAGAAAUUGAAACCAGGAGGCAACAGGAUGCAGAAAUACAAGGCAAUGCUGAUGGGUCCCCGGCCAGUGAGGAGACCCCGGAGGAGGAUGAAGAGGAGGAGGAGGAGCCGGCAAGCCCACCGGAGAGGAAGGCUGUGCCCCAGAUAUGCCUGCUCAGUAACCCGCACUCGAGAUUUAACCUCUGGCAGGAUCUCCCGGAGAUUCGGAGCAGCGGGGUGCUGGACAUCCUCCAGCCGGAAGAGAUCAGGCUGCAGGAGGUAAUGGGCUGCCCUAGGGUGGGAGCUUCCAAUCAGAGCGUACAGGUGUUUUAACCAACGUGCAUGAGCCUUCUUUUGCGGCGUGAGACUCCCUGGUUGGUUCACCAGAGGAAUUACUUGGCAGGGUACAUCCAACCAGAACAUGCAGGAAAAUUCACAUUAUUUCAUGGGCAACAAAAAGUACCCAGUUACCUUCUAGGAUAGCUCAACCCCAGUACUGAGUGUUCUCCACAUUGCUGUUUCGUCAGAUAGUAAGACUGCGUUCUCUAAACCUUUAGU